AUGUCGUCCGCGCCGCGCGCCGCGCCGAGCGCGCGAUGCGCCGUCCACCGCCUCGCCGCGAUCGUCCGCGGCGGCGCAGAGGGGCGAAUGCGCGCGAUCCGCCCCAUGCCCGCGCGCGCGUCCUCGUCGUCGCCCUCGUCACGACACCAACACCGCGCCCGCGGCCUCGUCGCGCCGAGCGCGACGAGAUCUGCCGCCGCGCGGUGGCGGCGGCGCGGAUGUCGCGGUGGUCACGGCGACGACCGAUUCUCCGGGAGGGUUUCCGCGAUCGAGGCUGCCGACGACGCGACGUCCGCGCGGCGGCUCGACGACGCCGCGUCCGCGUCCGCGUCGUCGGCGUCGCGGCGGCAGCGCGCGCGCCUCCUCGUCUUCGUCAACGGCAAGAGCGGGGGUCGGAAGGGGGAUCGCGUCCGCGCCAUCUUGCGCGAGCGCGCGGAGGUGGGCGAGCUGACGUGCGUGGAGGUCGUCGACCUCGCGGCGGAUGACGUGGCGGGACCGAAGGACGCGCUGACGCGCUGGUGCGGACGCGACGCCGCGGAGAAGAGGAGGCGAACCGGGCGCGAAGACGAGAACGACGAUGAGAAUGAUGAUGAGAAUGACGAAAACGUGGAGAGGGACGCGGAGAACGACGAGAUUCGCGUCUUGGCGUGCGGCGGCGACGGCACCGUCGCGUGGGUCCUGCAAGCGCUCGAGGAACUCGUGCGCGACGGCGAGAUCGACGCCGCCGCCAAGCCGCACGUCGGGAUCGUUCCCCUCGGGACCGGGAACGACCUCGCGCGCGUCUUCGGAUGGGGCGACCAGGCGCGUUCUCCGUCGAUGAGACAUCUGAUCCCCGUACGACCCCGUCCAAUGAAACUUCCACACGGGUCAUCACAUAACUAA
Molecule: messenger RNA, 882 nt
Organism: Micromonas pusilla CCMP1545
Lineage: Eukaryota; Viridiplantae; Chlorophyta; Mamiellophyceae; Mamiellales; Mamiellaceae
Exons: 1
Coding region: 1-882 (293 amino acids)
Biological process (GO): signal transduction
Molecular function (GO): ATP-dependent diacylglycerol kinase activity
Source: RefSeq, a predicted model, not a curated record